Messenger RNA from Oryzias latipes (Japanese medaka), 1164 nucleotides. RefSeq names its product coiled-coil domain containing 124 (gene ccdc124). Gene Ontology annotation, biological process: transcription by RNA polymerase II. Lineage: Eukaryota; Metazoa; Chordata; Actinopteri; Beloniformes; Adrianichthyidae. The record is from RefSeq and is a predicted model, not a curated record. Gene Ontology annotation, molecular function: transcription coactivator activity. Gene Ontology annotation, cellular component: nucleus.
GCGCGACGAUCGCAGGGAGGAGGUAGCGGAUGCCUCUUCGAAACAAAACAUUCGCAAACUCACGAGUUGCUUUUCCUCUCUUUCUGCAGUUAAGAUGCCAAAGAAGUUCCUAGGAGAAAAUUCUAAGGCGGUUACAGCCAGAGCCCGCAAGGCUGAGGCCAAGGCGGUUGCAGAUGCCCGCAAGAAGCAGGAAGAAGACGAUGCCCGUUGGCAGGAAACUGACAAACAUGUUCUCAAAAAAGAACAGAGAAAGCUGUAGCACUGAAAGAUGACGGGAUUUCUGGCACAAUUUGGGAACCAUUUAUUGUGGCUGCAGGAUGACAAAGAGAAAAGGAGGCUGGAACUUCUCGAGAGGAAAAAGGAAAACCAGCGACUACUAGAGGAGGAAAGCUCUAAAAUCAGAGGCAAAUCUCAGAAAGAGAAUGGAUCUGGUGGAAAAGUGACACGUGCCCAAAUUGAGGAGACGCUUCAGAACGAGCGGGGGGUGGAAGAGCCGAUUAAGUCCAGAGAAAAAAGCCACUUGGAAACUCCAUUGGAAGAGAACAUUAACAGAAUUGUCCCUGAAGAAGGAACUGUUGAAGCCAGAUCAAUAGAGGAUGCCAUUGCUGUGCUCAGCACGGGGCCUGAGGAUCUUGACCGCCAUCCAGAGCGCAGGAUGAAAUCAGCAUUUGCAGCCUACGAGGAAGAAAACAUGCCACGUCUAAAACAAGAAAAUCCCAACAUGAGGCUGUCGCAGCUGAAGCAACAGUUGAAGAAGGAGUGGGCCAAAUCACCAGAGAACCCCCUGAACCAGCGUUUUACCUCCUACAAUUCAAAGUGAAGUCAAUCUUCCCCACAUAACUCUGCUAGAAACCUGCUUUCCUAUGGACACUGGGGACUUCCCAUUGGAUAAAGUAAUAAUAUGGAAAAGCGAUUAUCACUCAUGAGACCUUCAGUGUUAAGAAUCCAUAAACAAUUUCUGUGCCAGAAGACUCAAAUCAUUUGUUCCACAAUUAAGGAGAGGCUUUUCUCAUAAUAAAAUUAACUAAUCAUCCUGUUUGUGCACGUGACCUGCAGUCAAGCACAUUAGAACCUCAUUCAUUAAAACUGUUUUUUAGCACUUGUGAGGAGAUGAGAGGUCUGAUGUUUUGAAAGGAACUUAUUAAACAUCAUCAUUCAUCUGCA